GCGCUCGCAGAAAGGAUCCAAGACGAUCCAGAAGAGGGAAGGGUCGAUCUCGUUUACCGACCACCUCCUCCUUCUCAGAUAAUAGUGUCGUAUGCGCCGAAUGCUCAAGCUGUCGGUCAGCAAUUUUUAGGGGUGGGCUAAAGCAGGGCUCCAAAAGGAGGUACAAGACGGUAGAUAAGAAGAGUCACCCUGUGCCAGUUCUAGUGAGUCAAGAAUAAAGGGUGUACUAUGAUCAGGAAAGAGAACUGAUACAACGAAUGAGGGAAGGCAUCCAGAAUGGGCCCUGUCGUAUCAACAAUGAGACUGAGAAAGAACUGAUAAUAGGGGAACCUGGGUUUCUGACAAGACAAGAGGAGGACUUGGUGAAGGAGCUGAUGCGUGAAAAACAUGGGGCAUAUGCCUUCAACGAUGAUCAACGUGGGAGGCUGGAUGUGGAAAAGAUCGAAAUGAUCCGCAUUCAUACGGUGCCUCAUAAACCAUGGAAUGUCCGAGGGGCUAAGUACCCCAACCCCGAUCAUCGUAGCAAGGUGGUAGAGUACCUAGAUGGGAAAAUCCGUACGGAUGUGGCAGGGUACUCCAGUGGACCAUAUGCCUCUCCUUAGCAGGACUUGGAGAACAAUUUGACCUUGGAGGAACUACUAGAUCUAAGGGCAAUGCAGAUCAGCGUCAUUGAAGAAAGGGUGCAGGAAGCGGUCAUGAACGUUGCAGACAACAGGGGAAAAGAUAAGGAAAGGAGGGAUCAGAAAGUCUCAAGGAACCUGGAGGAGCUGCCCAUUUACAGGGCUGGAGACAGCUUGCGAGUAUUCCUGCGAGACCUUGAGAAAUACGCAUUUAGAAGAGAAUGGGGUGACACGGAGAAAAUUGCGAAUGUGACUGGAGCAGGAAUGUACAAGAGAAGGAUUGAAGGAGUGGUGGCAGGGAGCACGAGGUGGAGUGUAUGCAAGGUGAGAUUAUGGAAGGACAUGGGGGACUUCCCAAGGGACGAUGUGGAAGAUGACUUGAGGUUUGAUGGGAUCAAUCUGGAGGACUUUAUCGACAGCUUGCAGCUGACCGCCGAGAGAGGCGAAUGGAACGAGGAGAAAAAGGAAAAACAGUUGAUUGCAAGAUCAGAAAGGAGUGAAAAGGAGGAAGUAAAAGGAAUUGUGGAAGGGAGUCCGACCUGGAAAAGAAUAACAGCAGAAUUGUGGAUGGCCUAUACCCAGGUUGGGCAGGAUCAAAUUAGAAAGGAAAGGCUGCAAGAGAGGGGGUUAUGGAUUGAAAGAGAGAUGGCUGAGCCUCAGGGGAAAGAGGCAGAGGAUGAAGAAGAGGAUAAUGUGCCUCUGAAAAGAUUGAAGAACAAGACGAUGGUAUCCCCCAAGAGCAGCUGCAAAGGAUCUGACCAGGCUGAGGAAGAUGAACAGAAAGAGGAGGAGGCAGCAGAAGAGAGGAAGAGAAGCAUGGGGGCAAGUGUGGUACCAACGAAGAGAAAAACUGAAAAGAAAAGGCCAAUUGAGAGUGGAAGGGAAGAGGUACAGGAAAGGAGGAGUGAAAAGGAGGGAGGAGUAAAGGAGGCUGGAGAAGGAAAGAGGAUCCAGAAAGGAGGCAAGACUCCAAGGGUCAAAAGAACUGAGGAAGAAGGGCCGAUUGGAGAAAGAGAAAGGGAAAAGAUGAGCGGGAUAAGAAAAAAGGAAGAUGAGAGGGAUGCCCAGGUGAAAAAGUUGAUGAGAGAUAUGGAAGAAAUAAGGAAGGAAGUGAAGGAAUUGAAGAAAGAGACGAAGGAAUUGCAGAAAGAAGUGAGCCAAUUGAGGGCCUCCCUGAAUGUGAACGGCAGAGAAUUGGAAAAUGAAGCGGUCACAAGAGGAAGGAUGGAAAUAAAGGUGGAUGGUCUGGGCUCUGAGGUCAGUGUGCUAGGACUGGACCUGGACAAUGAAAUCUCAGAAAGAAAGAAGUUGGGACAGGAGUGGGAGAAAAGAUGGGGUGAGAUAUUGAAAGGAAUGAAGAAGCUCAAAUUGAACCAUCAGGGGAAAGAAAAGGGAACCACAGAGGUGGUGGAGAAAAAGGAGGGUAAAGAGAAAGGGGUACAGACUGAGGAGAAAAGAGAAGAGCCUCCUGCACCAGAAAGGGAGGUAAGUGAGAGUGUGGUUGUGCCUCUGCCAAGACAGAACAAGAGGCAAAGAGGAUCCGAAAUAGGCUCACCAGAAGGAAUUGGGGAUCAGGCUGAGACUUCAACCCAGCCGGACAUAAAGAAGAUCAAGCCUAGUAUGGCUGGAAAGAGGUGUUUCUUCUCCACUCAGGAAGGGCAUCUCAGGGAUGAUUGUUCCAUUCUGGCAGUUUAUAUCAAGGAAGGAAAAACCAGAUAUGAUAGUCAUAAGAGAUUGGUGGCUUGCACGGGACAAAUCAUUCCCAGGAUACCUGAGGGAGGCAGGGUAGCACUUCAUAAGAUACUGGGACUGCCAAUUGAUUUCGAGACAGGAAUAGGUAGGUGUUUCUGAGUAAAUCAUGACUUGUAUUGGUUUGUAAAACAGUUAUGAGAGGGAGAAAGGGGUAAUUUAGAGCAUGGGGAAUGUUUUUUCUUCUUCAGUUAAACAGAGGAAAAGUGUGAGACAUGUUGUGUUGCUUUCUUCAUUCAGAUAGGGAGACUUAGCAUAGAAAGUAGUAUAAGUAAAGACAUGUGAGGUAUUUGAGGGAUAGUAGAGGUAGGGAGAACUGCGGGUAGAUUUUGUUAGGUUCUUUAAUUUCAAUUUUCUUUUAUUUUCUUUUUUUUGGUUAUUUAAGAUUUUCUUUUACUCUCGUUGUCUCCCAACGGCCUACCUACCCCGAGGGUGCCCAAAUGAAUCCCGCCCCAAUAC
Messenger RNA from Chara braunii, 2828 nucleotides. NCBI's taxonomy places the organism in Eukaryota, Viridiplantae, Streptophyta, Charophyceae, Charales, Characeae. The record is from the annotation of a GenBank genome assembly.